Molecule: messenger RNA, 1026 nt
Organism: Aphanomyces invadans
Lineage: Eukaryota; Oomycota; Saprolegniomycetes; Saprolegniales; Verrucalvaceae
Exons: 4
Coding region: 1-1026 (341 amino acids)
Source: RefSeq, a predicted model, not a curated record
AUGAAGAUUCUGGACGCCGACUCUCGAGUGGGGAAGUUGCUUGACGAGCUCAAGAAGGUCCUAGAACGCAACAACCAAGAGGGGAUCCUCAAGGACGAAGUCACCCGUCAGGAAGCAAAUGCAACUGCAAGUCAAAAACCGUUGCGUUCCGACGUGUUUCGCUUCGUCAACUGGUUGCGGACGUUCGAAAACGGUUACCAGCUCUACGGCGGCGCAGAAGACGAGGAGAAUCCUGCCAAGCCGGCGAAGAGCCAAGACGGUCGUGGCCUUGCGCCGAAGAGGCCGGACGAGAAGAACCCGGACGGGGGAGCUGGUUCAGCGAAGCCCCGGUCCGCGGACAGAGCGACUAAGUCGGACGCACCGUCUGCCCCUGCGCGAAAGCCUGCUGCGCGUCUCAAGUUCAAGUCUACGGCUCACAAGGUCACGGACUGCUCGAAUACGGCACCUGGUGAGGCGCAAGCGCUGAUAGCGGCGCAGAUACAAAAGUGGAAGACUUGCUGCCGGGCGAGACCGACGUCGACGUUGCGAGGCCGAGGUGAAGACGAUUCUGGCGGCGAAGGUCGAGACGCGCGAAGCCUCGGUCUACGCGAUGAAGACGAUGAGCGCUUGGAACAACCGCUGUCCAAGUUUGUGGGCGUGUUCCGAACGGACGUCGGGAAUGACGCCCUAAUUAAGGAGGAGCCCCUCAAGUCGGUCCUCAAGUCUCAGAAGAGUCGACUGCAGGACGACGGUCAACCACCUGAUGGAGUGACCUGGAACGACGACAUAAAGUUUUAUGUCACGCCGAACGACAAGAUUUGGUUCCCGGACGUCGACCUGGAUCUCCAACAACGGCUCUGUGUGAUCGCCCACCAAGGAGCUGCUGGCCACCGUUGCGUGGCGGCGACGACGCAAUCUGUCGCGGCGAAGUUCGAGUGGACCACGCUCAAGGCCGACGUGACCGGAUUUGUCACGCGGUGUCUCCAUUGCAUGUGUGUGGAUGGCGACAUGGUGCCCCCGCCCCCUGGGAUCUGCUCUGCACGCUGA